Molecule: messenger RNA, 411 nt
Organism: Dovyalis caffra
Lineage: Eukaryota; Viridiplantae; Streptophyta; Magnoliopsida; Malpighiales; Salicaceae
Source: the annotation of a GenBank genome assembly
AUGAGAAUUGUGGUCAACAUGAUAAUGGGCGAUAUUAUGAAUGCAUUUUCGGAGGGAUUGGUGUUGUCAAAAAGGAGUGGACUUAGCCCUCAUGAUAUGGAAAAGGAUCGUGCCCAAAACCGAUGUAAACACCAACCACAAAAUAUUACUUGGACUCACAUAGAGCUGAGUAAGACACAUAAAUCCUUUCUAAGAGGUAACAAUGCUCGAAAAGCCCGAAUGAAGAAACACUCCCAAACUCUUAAAGAAAAUCAUUAUAGUCCAUCUAUUCCUAAUGAGGGAGGUAAGCGAUUGAACAUGAAAUUCGAGCUCUCAUACAAAGCCUAUGAGAGAAAAGACUACAACCCUUUCAAGCUUCUCCUAGAAGACAUGCUAGAUGGUUUUGUCCCGAAUAACAUGCCAAACGAUUGA